Molecule: messenger RNA, 624 nt
Organism: Sus scrofa (pig)
Lineage: Eukaryota; Metazoa; Chordata; Mammalia; Artiodactyla; Suidae
Gene: HSPB1
Product: heat shock protein family B (small) member 1
Biological process (GO): response to heat; negative regulation of apoptotic process; protein refolding
Cellular component (GO): nucleus; cytoplasm
Source: RefSeq, marked provisional
AUGACUGAGCGCCGUGUGCCUUUCUCGCUCCUGCGGAGCCCCAGCUGGGACCCUUUCCGCGACUGGUACCCGGCCCACAGCCGCCUCUUCGACCAGGCCUUCGGGCUGCCCCGGCUGCCCGAGGAGUGGUCGCAGUGGCUGAGCCACAGCGGCUGGCCGGGCUACGUGCGCCCGCUGCCCCCGCCCGCCAUCGAGGGCCCCGCCGCAGUGGCCGCGCCCGCCUACAGCCGCCUGCUCAGCAGGCAGCUCAGCAGCGGCGUCUCGGAGAUCCAGCAGACUGCCGACCGCUGGCGCGUCUCCCUGGACGUCAACCACUUCGCCCCCGAGGAGCUGACGGUCAAGACCAAGGACGGCGUGGUGGAGAUCACGGGCAAGCACGAGGAGCGGCAGGAUGAGCACGGCUUCAUUUCCCGGUGUUUCACUCGAAAAUACACGCUGCCCCCCGGUGUGGACCCCACCCAGGUCUCCUCCUCCCUGUCCCCUGAGGGCACGCUCAGCGUGGAGGCCCCGCUGCCCAAGCCAGCCACCCAGUCGGCAGAGAUCACCAUCCCUGUCACUUUCGAGGCGCGGGCCCAGCUUGGGGGCACAGAAGCUGGAAAGUCGGAAAAGCCCGGAACCAAGUAA